Acanthochromis polyacanthus (spiny chromis) is the source of this 1886-nucleotide messenger RNA. RefSeq names its product scavenger receptor cysteine-rich domain-containing group B protein (gene ssc4d). The transcript is spliced from 9 exons. Gene Ontology annotation, cellular component: membrane. The record is from RefSeq and is a predicted model, not a curated record. The coding region runs from base 1 to 1686 and encodes 561 amino acids. Lineage: Eukaryota; Metazoa; Chordata; Actinopteri; Pomacentridae.
AUGGUCAGCCAGGCAGCCAUGCGAGGUCAGCGUGUGGUGGAGAGCGUGUGCAGGUGCUGGAACCCGGCCGUCUGGCUCCUGGUGUCCCUGCUGGGGUCCCUCAUCUUGGUGGCUGUCAGUGUUCUGCUGCGACUUGGAGACAUGAAAGUAAGCAGACGGGCUGUAUCCAGUAAAGCGAAAGGCUCACUGAUAUUAUCUGCUUGUCUCUCCGAAGUGCGACUAGUGAAUGGACGUAACAGGUGUGAAGGUAGAGUGGAGGUGGGCUACAAUGGCUCAUGGGGCACAGUGUGUGACGACGACUGGGACAUGGUGGAUGCCAGUGUGAUUUGUCGUCAGCUGGAGUGCGGACUGGCCGCAACAAUGGGCAGCACCUCUUCGUUUGGACAAGGCACAGGGCGCAUCAUGUUGGACAAUGUGGACUGCAGAGGAAAUGAAACAAACCUUAGCCAAUGUCAUAGUCAGGGCUGGGGCAUCCACAACUGUUACCACUAUGAGGAUGUGGGUGUUACCUGCAAAGAAAAUGCCACGCUGGGAUCUAGAGGUUUUGAGGAUUCCACCACACCACCACAGGAGAACUCUGGUUUACGAGAUGGCACCAUCCGUUUGGUGAAUGGACAAAACGCCUGCCAGGGCCGGGUUGAGAUCUACUACCAAGGAAAAUGGGGAACAGUGUGUGAUGAUGACUGGCAAAUGAACAAUGCCUGGGUGGUGUGUCAACAACUUGGCUGCGGUAGUGCCAUUUAUGCACACACCAACUCCUACUUUGGCUACGGUACCGGCUUGAUUCUCCUGGACAAUGUCCAAUGUUACGGCACUGAACCGGACCUGACAAAAUGCAGAAGCCUGGGCUGGGCCAAACACAACUGUGGCCACCAUGAGGACGCUGGGGUCACCUGCUCUGCAACAGACGAAGUUCCAGUCACGGAGUCAACAAGUACAACAACAACUGUUACCACAACGGUCCAGACAAAACGCAACCCAACUAUUCGUGUGAUGAAUGGGAACAGUAGCUGCCAGGGUCGUGUAGAGGUCCUCUACAAAAAUGUUUGGGGGACGGUGUGUGAUGAUGAUUGGACCAUGCCCAAUGCAAAAGUAGUGUGUCAGCAGCUUGGCUGUGGCCCACCUAUUGCUGCCAAGACCCAGGCCUACUUCGGCUAUGGUUCAGGUCCGAUCCUGCUGGACAACGUGGAAUGUAAUGGCGACGAAGCUGAGCUACCCGACUGCUUUCAUCUGGGCUGGGGUCAGCACAACUGUGGCCAUCAUGAGGAUGCUGGAGUUAUCUGUGCAUCUUUUGAAUUCCAAUUUACAAGUACGCGUGACUUUGGAGUGACAGAAGCGGCCACCACUACUGCCCCACCACCCACCGCAGGAAUGGUGAGACUGGUGGGUGGCCAGCAUCGUUGUGAGGGUCGAGUGGAGAUGUACCUAAAUUCUGAAUGGGGCACAGUGUGUGAUGACGCUUGGGACCUGCCCGAUGCCCAGGUUGCGUGUCAACAAGUGGGCUGUGGAGAGGCCACGGCAGCUCAAGUACAAGCUUUCUUCGGGCCUGGCACGGGAACAAUCCAGCUGGAUAAUCUCAAGUGCAAUGGUGCUGAGGCAUCUCUGCAGGAGUGCUCCCAUAUAUCCUGGAAUAUGCACAACUGUGACCACUCUGAAGAUGCUGGUGUCACUUGUUCACUGUCAUGAUUUCAGCAGAGCCACACUCCCACCUCCUGAGCAGGAAGUGGGCCUACCAUCCUGGGACUUGUAUGCAUUAUGUAAAUAACAGCUUUCACAUUGCUGAAGGAAUACUUCACCCUCAACAACAUACAAAAACAACUGAUAUGACAAUAUAUAAUUACAUAUUAUAACUAUAUAUGUUUAUUAAGCACUUUAUAAAUAUUUGA